AAAUAUCUAUUGUGAAUGUGUAGUACAAGAAGAAGUGGUCAUUUGAAAACAUGUUUAUUUCUAUAAAUUUCUUCAAUGGAUAUAAAUCAAGAAAUUACGCAAAUAAAACAUAUCACAACACAAAAAUUAUCAGAAAAGAGAAAAUUUGCAAAUAGUGACGAUGACAGUGAAGUUGAUGUCAAGAGAACGAAAUUACAGCCUGCAGAGGAUACUCUUCCGAAAACUGCAACUAAGGUUGCGACUGAAAGCAAUACUACGUUUACAAACGUAAAUGCAGGAACUAAAAAUACGUCUAUAAAGAUAAAUGCGCACCAAAGCCCUAAAAAACGUAUACAGCUAACUUCUCCAUUAAAUACUGAACAAAACCAAGUAAAAGAAAAGUUUAUUUACGGCAACUACAACAAAUAUUAUGGAUAUAGAAAUAAGGAAAGCAAGUAUCAGGACAUACGCCUGGAAGUCUUUGCUACUCAAUCAGAGAUGUUCAAAAACAAACAAAUGCUCGAUAUUGGUUGUAACAGCGGACUAGUAACAAUGGAAGUAGCCAAGUUAUUUGCAGUCAAAAGUAUUGUUGGGUUAGACAUAGAUCGCUCCCUCAUCAACCAGGCCAACAAGAUGUUAUUGCGUCAAAAGAAAAUUUUACCUAUGGAAAAUGAGGCACGUCGUCUGCAUAAAUUUCCUUACAAUGUUAGCUUUGUGCAUGGCAACUAUGUGUUACGAGAUGAUGUUUUAUUGGAAAUUGAACAUGAACAAUUUGAUAUAAUACUAUGCUUGUCGAUAACUAAAUGGAUACAUUUAAACUUUGGAGAUGCUGGAUUAAAGCAGGCUUUUCGGCGUAUGUAUCUGCAACUCCGUAACGGUGGUAAGCUUAUAUUAGAAGCGCAACCAUAUGAUAACUAUGGACGUCGUAAGAAAAUGACCGAGACGAUCAAUACUAACUUCAAAGCUAUGAAAUUCUUCCCAAAAGAUUUUAAUGACUAUCUACUUUCGGCGGAUGUGGGGUUUGAAAGUUUUGAACUAAUGGGUAUACCUGAAAACUGUAUAAAGGGCUUUAAGCGACCAAUACAGAUAUUUCAUAAAAAAUAAUGAAUGUCACAACAUUGACUGUGAUAAAACUAAGAAAACAAAAGAAUAUAUUUUGUUUCGAUUUUAUAAAACUUCAGCAUGUAUAUAUAAUUAUAUUUAUAGAAUAAAAAUGGUACAAAUAUUUCAAUAAUUUAAGAUAUAAUGCGAAUAAAAGUUACCAAAAUAUAUUUCGAACU
Molecule: messenger RNA, 1259 nt
Organism: Zeugodacus cucurbitae (melon fly)
Lineage: Eukaryota; Metazoa; Arthropoda; Insecta; Diptera; Tephritidae
Product: probable RNA methyltransferase CG1239
Exons: 2
Coding region: 76-1083 (335 amino acids)
Biological process (GO): snRNA modification
Molecular function (GO): O-methyltransferase activity; snRNA binding; RNA methyltransferase activity
Source: RefSeq, a predicted model, not a curated record